AUGUUCUCACAUUCUAUAUAUAUCUACACAUGUUUUCUUUCUUUUUUCUUCCUUUUGAUAUCUUUUUCUUGCUUCCUUUCUUCUUUCUUCUGUUUCUAUCUUUCUUUCUUUUUCUUCAUGUCUUUUUUAGUUCUUUCUUUCUUUCUUUCUAAUCAAGUCCUCACGGAUGGCAAUACAUUAACAAAGAAGAAUGUACUGCUGAUACUGGCAGACUCAGUAAUGAUGACGAUGGCGACCACGACGAUAACGCCACAACGUAAUUACACCACCUCAUCCCCCCCCGACUCAUCCCCGCCUUCGUCGAUACAAAGUUUAUUUCCGUUUGGCUGCGGGGUUCGACUUUGUAACCGUAUCAUUCUCAUUAUUUAUCUAUCUAUCUAUCUAUCUAUCUAUCUAUCUAUCUAUCUAUCUAUCUAUCUGUUCAGUUCUACCUAUCUAUCAGAGCCUUUCAUAUCUAUCUAUCUAUCUAUCUAUCUAUCUAUCUAUCUAUCUAUCUAUCUAUCUAUCUAUCAGACCCUUUCACAUCUAUCUAUCUAUCUGUUCAGUUCUAUCUAUCAGAGCUUAUGCAUAUCUAUCUAUCUAUCUAUCUAUCUAUCUAUCUAUCUAUCUAUCUAUCUAUCUAGUUCAGUUCAGUUCUGUCUGUCUGUCUGUCUAUUUAUAUCUAUCUAUCUGUUCAAUUCUAUCUAUCUGAGCCUAUUCAUAUCUAUCUAUCUAUCUAUCUAUCUAUCUAUCUAUCUAUCUAUCUUUUCAGUUCUAUCUAUCUGGGACUGA
Messenger RNA from Acanthosepion pharaonis, 771 nucleotides. The record is from the annotation of a GenBank genome assembly. Lineage: Eukaryota; Metazoa; Mollusca; Cephalopoda; Sepiida; Sepiidae.